AACAAGGCGUAAGUAUACAGAAGAGAUCCCGUGUGGACACCAGAAGACCUGUUCCCCGGAACAUCGAAAACUACAAGUUCCACGCAGAGCUGGGACAAGGGGGCUUUGGCCGGGUGAUGUUGGCUUCUUUUAGACCAAACAAACAACUAGUGGCAAUAAAGGUCUUGAAGAAGCAGUCAGAGGAGAACAACUUUCUUACCAUCGCUAAAGAGGCCUGUAUAUUGAGGAUCAGCAGAGAAUGUGCAUUUUUAUGCCAUUCUUAUGCAGUUUUUCAAUCAGAGCUGGAAGCCUUCCUUGUCCAGGAAUAUUGCAGUGGAAAAUCUAUAGGGGAAAUGAUUCUACGCAAAGGAAAUCUGCCAGAGUCAAGAAUCAUGUUCUACACAGCAGAGAUGGUGGUUGCCCUCCAGUUCCUGCAUGCCAAGGGAAUCAUUCAUCGAGAUCUGAAGCCGGACAAUAUAUUGGUGGAUAAAGAUGGCCAUAUUAAGAUCGGCGACUUUGGCCUUGCUCAAGUGGGCAUGAUUGGCGAGAAGAAGGUCCGCGGCAUAGCAGGAACCCCUGGAUAUCGGGCACCAGAGCUUCUAUGGACGGUUUAUAAUGCAGGAGUGGAUUGGUGGUCAUUUGGGGCUACGAUGUAUGCAAUGGCCACAGGCGAAUUGCCUUUUUCACCAUUAGGCAGCUAUUUAAAUCAAAUUUUGACAAUUAACAUGUACCAACCUAGAUACCCACAAUAUCUGAGCGAGGAAAUGCUGGACCUCCUGCCAAAGCUUUUGAGGUUUGAUGAGACUCAGCGGCUGGGACUGCAUGGAAACAUCAGGGAGCAUGCUUUCUACAGCACAAUCAACUGGGAAGAUCUGGAACACCGAAGGUUGAAGCCCCCUUUCCAGCCAGGAAUGCCAUCAUCAGACGACUUCGAUGAAUACCAGGUCGCAUUCUCCCCUCAAAGUUCCAACCAGGAAACCAACUGGAGAUAUUUCUCCUAUGUAGAUCCCAGCUGGAAAUGGCAGGAGUAA
This is a messenger RNA of Xenopus tropicalis (tropical clawed frog), 1010 nucleotides long. RefSeq names its product protein kinase C delta type-like. The record is from RefSeq and is a predicted model, not a curated record. The coding region runs from base 117 to 1010 and encodes 297 amino acids. Gene Ontology annotation, molecular function: transferase activity; ATP binding; protein serine/threonine kinase activity. Lineage: Eukaryota; Metazoa; Chordata; Amphibia; Anura; Pipidae. The transcript has 8 exons.